AUGCCCUCUUCAAUUGUGGAGUCCCCACCGUCAAUGGCGUCGGCGUCACCGACUCUCUUUGAGGGUUCUUUAACGGCAUCUUCCAUGGUGGAGUCGCUGCCGUCAACAGCGCAGCCGUGGUCUUCACCCGCGUCAUCGACUCUCUUCGAGGUUUCUUUAAUGCCGUCUUCCAUGCAGUCGCCAUCGUCACCCGCGUCAUCAUCCUCCGCGUCGCCACCAUGUUAUGGUGGUUCUCACACUUUCGUUUACCGCAAUUUUCAGUCUACAACCUUCACAACUCAGAAAACUUCAAAGAUUCGAUUAUUUACAAAGCUCUGUAAUCCUCCUUCUGUUCUCAUACCAUCGUUUCAUGUCAACAUCGGGAAGAUAAAGGAUGAGCUAUUGGGCUUUCAACAUGUUGAUCAAUUACUGAAUGAUCUUGAAGUCAAGCUACAGGGUAAUCGUAUAGAAUUGGGAGAAGCAUGUAUUGAAUUGAAUCUCUUAGUUGAUGGAUUCAACGCGCGGGGUCGUGUGGUGAUUUUCUAUGUCAAUGGUCAUGGAGAAGCAACAUCUAAGUCGGAGGACUAUCUCGCUAUUAGUAGUCAGAAGGCCUGCCAACAUUGCUCUCCUCAACCGCUUGACAUGACAAAUAGGAGGCUUCUGACCUUGUCAUGCAGACUGUAUGCAGUGCUUGUGGCUUAG
This is a messenger RNA of Oldenlandia corymbosa var. corymbosa, 681 nucleotides long. Lineage: Eukaryota; Viridiplantae; Streptophyta; Magnoliopsida; Gentianales; Rubiaceae. The record is from the annotation of a GenBank genome assembly.